GUAAUUGUGAUGGCUUUCCCUUUCCUCUCGCCGCCGCGCCGUGUGCAUAUCCAUCCGCCAGAUGAAGUGGGAUUGGAGGAGGCAACGUUAAUCAAAAGGGGAAGAGCGUUCAGGCCCGUGCCAGACGAUCUAGCUGAUGAAGGGGCGUUUGCAACAUGGCUCCAGAAAAAUCUCCCCUUGGUGAAUGCCAUGUUUACCCCCUAUGGCUGGAUGGGGAUUGUAGAGUUGCAAGGGCGCAAUGAUCCACUUCCUCCUGAGUUCACUGUCCAUUUGCGUGAAGCUCACCCAGUUGAAGUACCGAAUUUGGUGCCCUUUUCCGAUGUGGUUUGCGACUUCACGCUUCCGUUCAGAGGUCGAGACGGCCUCGUGCAGAAGCUCGCACAGACGAUUGACGACCUUCACAACUUUCGCAUCUAGCGGGAUUAGCAGAGAGCAGGCACUCUUCAUCACUCUGGAGGGCCUUGCUGGAGUGGGGAAGACUCGAUUCCUUUUAGAGACCAAGGAGCAUGUUGGAGAGGAAACGCCGUAACAGGCAGAGACACAGCUCAAGGUACUAGAAAGAAUGGACACUACUGUAAAUCCGGUACCUUUACAUGAAGCGCUUCACGUAAAUUGCUAGAAACUUUGCUUUUA
Messenger RNA from Selaginella moellendorffii, 633 nucleotides. RefSeq lists its product as uncharacterized. The record is from RefSeq and is a predicted model, not a curated record. Lineage: Eukaryota; Viridiplantae; Streptophyta; Lycopodiopsida; Selaginellales; Selaginellaceae. The transcript has 2 exons. Bases 10 to 417 code for a protein of 135 amino acids.